UCUUUCUUUCUUCUUGCUGAUCGCUUGUCAGCGGGGAAGUUCAUACGGGACGAAGAUUCUCGCGGGAAUCUAAAACGAUGCUUGGUUUGAUCCGGUGCGGGGAGGAUUCCGAGGCCGCGGGAAGGAGCAAAGAUUUUUGUCUCGAUUGAUCGCUUGAAAGGAAGAGUGGGAGAAAGCGAGAGAGGGAAGAGAGUGAAGAAGACUCGGAAAGGAAGGCGCUCUUGUUGUUGCUGGGUCGAUUCUUUCGUUGAGCGACAUUAAAUUCCACGCGAGAGGCAAGAGGAAAGAAGAGUAGAGGCGGAUAGCGAAAGAGCGAGAGGAGCGAUCAUAAGUUUUGUGGCGGACAGCCAUGAGGUCGUUUCGAGAGCUUGUGGGGCUCGAGGAUUUCGUAGCGGUGUGGUUUUUGCUAGUCCAGGCCAAUUCAUGGGCUCGCCGCUGGAGGAAAUCCAUGGCGGCCACCAGGGGAGCAGCAGCGCCAUCGCCACCGCCGCCCAAGCACCACCAGCACGACGCAGCGGCGGCGCCGCCCACAUUCGCGGACUCGAUCGAGAAUUGCUGCCUGGAUGGCCGUGACGCCGCCAGCGUGGUGUCCGAUCUCCACGGCACGCUCCUCCGCUCCGCCAAUUCCUUCCCCUACUUCUUCCUCGUCGCCUUCGAGGCCGGCGGCGGCUUCCCGCGCGCGCUCCUCCUCCUGGUAAUGUACCCGCUCAUCCUCGCCGCCGAGGCGCUCGUCUCCACAUCCCUGGCCACGCGCCUCUCGAUCUUCAUCGCCGUGUGUGGCGCCCGCGAAUCGGCCGUGGCCACCGUCGCGCACGCCGUUCUUCCCAAAUUCUUCCUCGAGGACAUGCAUCCGGAUGCCUACCGCGUGUUCAUGGCGUGCCCGCGCCGGAUCGUCGUCACCGCCACGCCCCGGAUCCUCGCGGAGCCCUUCCUGCGCGAAUUCCUGGGCGUGGAGCGCGUCGUCGGCCCCGAGUUGGAGGUGACUCGCGGCGGGAUUUGCACGGGAUUUGUGCGCGGCGGCGACGGGACCAGCGAAGAACAGGCAUUCAGGGACUGCUUCGCGGAUCAGAGGCCAGGGAUUGGGCUGUGCAGCAGCGAUCGCGCGCCGGAAUCGCGCUUCCUGCCCCUCUGCAAGGAGGUCUAUCUCGUGCCCAGCUCCAAGGCGGUGGAUCCCGUGCCGCGCACCCUCUACCCCAAGCCGCUCGUCUUCCACGACGGCCGAUUCGCCAUCCGCCCCACGCCGCUGGCGGCGCUCGCGAUCUUCCUGUGGCUGCCCUUCGGCUUCCUCCUCGCCAUCCCGCGCAUGCUCGUCGCGGUGCUCAGCCCCAGCGUCCCCCUGGCGGGAUUCCUCGAGGCGCUGCUGGGGCUCCAGAUCCGGAUGCGCGGCAGCCCGCCGGCGGCGGCGCGGAUCCACGGCCACGGCGUCCUCUUCGUCGCCACGCACCGGAUGCUGGUGGAUCCUCUCUUCCUCUCGGUGUGCGCCAGCCGGCGCGUCACGGCGGUCACCUACAGCAUCAGCCGCGUCUCGGAGCUGCUGGCGCCGAUCAAGACGAUGCGGCUGACGCGAUCGCGCAGCCAGGACGCGCGCGCCAUCCGGGCGCUGCUCGCGCAAGGCGAUCUCGUGAUGUGCCCCGAGGGCACGACGUGCCGCGAGCCCUACUUGCUGCGAUUCAGCUCCCUCUUCGCGGAGCUGACGGACAUCAUCGUGCCGGUGGCGGUGGCGGUGCGCUUCCAGUUCUUCCAUGGAUCCACGGCGCGGGGGUGGAAGGCGCUGGAUCCGCUCUUCUUCCUGCUCAAUCCCUUCCCGGCCUACACUAUCGAGUUCCUGGAUCGCGUGCCCGACGAGUGGACGGUCUCGUCCGGCAAGAGGACGAGCAUCGAGGUGGCCAACUUCGUCCAGGAGAAGCUGGCGAGGGCUCUUGGCUACGAGUGCACGAAUUUCACGAGGAGGGACAAGUACCGGAUGCUGGCUGGGAACGAUGGGAUCGUCAAGGGUGAGCGAUCGACCCACGAGAAGAUCCAUGCAAAGGUGGCGGGGGGGAGAUUUCUAGGGCUUUUUCAAUGCCGGCAAGGUGGCAAGAUCUAGAGUGUUCUUGGUUUUGUUUUUUUUUCCUCUUCUAGGGACACGGCUCGAUAAGCGCUUUGUACAUUACAUUCUUCUUACGUCAAGAACAAAAAGGAGUCUCGUAUACAUGGUGACGAGAUCUUUGAUUUGAUUGAUCCAAACUUUAUA
Selaginella moellendorffii is the source of this 2233-nucleotide messenger RNA. Its product is annotated as glycerol-3-phosphate acyltransferase 5. The transcript has 2 exons. Gene Ontology annotation, molecular function: phosphatase activity; glycerol-3-phosphate 2-O-acyltransferase activity. Gene Ontology annotation, biological process: cutin biosynthetic process. Gene Ontology annotation, cellular component: membrane. The coding region runs from base 350 to 2086 and encodes 578 amino acids. The record is from RefSeq and is a predicted model, not a curated record. Lineage: Eukaryota; Viridiplantae; Streptophyta; Lycopodiopsida; Selaginellales; Selaginellaceae.